This is a messenger RNA of Notothenia coriiceps (black rockcod), 1457 nucleotides long. RefSeq names its product tetratricopeptide repeat domain 38 (gene ttc38). The transcript has 11 exons. The record is from RefSeq and is a predicted model, not a curated record. Bases 31 to 1098 code for a protein of 355 amino acids. Gene Ontology annotation, molecular function: protein binding. Lineage: Eukaryota; Metazoa; Chordata; Actinopteri; Perciformes; Nototheniidae.
AGACCAGUGUUAUCUGUUUUCCCUGUAGUCAUGGGCCGUGUGAUCAGUACGGGGCUGAAUCUGGUCUCAACAUCCAGCUCGGCCCGCCUGGAUGAGAGUCUGGCCAGCGCUGUGAGGCGAACAGUGGAGCUGGCCAACAGCCAGGAGAUCUCUCCCAGAGAGAGGCUCCAUGUCAAGGCAAUGGAGCUCUUUUCACAUGGUAAUUUUCCGAAGGCCUGCGAACUAUGGGAAGACAUUCUGAUCGAUCACCCCACUGACAUGCUGGCUCUAAAGUUUGUUCAGGAUGCUUACUUCUACAUGGGGGCCCAGCUCCAGCUCAGGGACUCUGUGGCCCGGGUGCUGCCCUACUGGAAACCUCACAUGCCUUUGUUCAGCUAUCUGAAUGGAAUGUAUUCGUUUGGUCUCAUGGAAUGUCGCCUCUAUGACCAGGCAGAGAAAGUGGCCAUGGAGGGCCUGGCGAUGGCUCCAGGUGACGCCUGGUCGGUUCACUCUGUAGCCCACGUUUACGAGAUGACAGCACAGGUGGACAAAGGCUUGAAGUUCAUGGAGAGCAGAGAGAAAGACUGGCAGGUAUCUGACGUGCUGGCCAGUCAUAACUACUGGCACUGGGCUCUAUGCUUCAUCGAGAAGGGGCAAUACGAAGCCGCUCUGGAGAUAUUCGAUUCUCAGGUAUUCAGACGUUGUAAAGCCACAGGAUCCAUGUUGGAAGCUGUCGAUGCCUCUUCCAUGCUCUACAGACUGGAACUGGAGGGUAAGAUACGGGCUGAUAUGGGAAUAGAGCCAGGGGUCAAUCUGCAACAUCAGAUGGGACGGACAAUCGGUGUACCCAUGUGUCAGGCCAUGAUGGAGUACGACCGGGGCAACUACAAUCGCACCGUGGACCUUCUGUUGCCGAUACGCUACCGCCUGGUCAAUAUGGGUGGCAGCGAUGCACAGAGGGAUGUCUUCAAUCAACUGCUUAUUCAUGCAGCCAUGAAAUCGGAGGAUAAGCACCAUCAGAAACUUGGAAGAGGUCUUCUGGUGGAGCGCGAAGCCAUGAGGCCAAACUCCCCAAUGACGGAUCGUCUGAUGCAGAGAGCUCUGGCCCUUCACAUCUAGACGGAUCAAGAUGAGCAUGGCAGUUCCCAACGUGCACAACACAUAAAGCAACAUAUGAAUCUGAUCUCCAAUGGUUAGCUUAAGGAAACUCUUAAUUAAGCUUGAUUAAGCUUUAUAACACAUUUCUUAAGUUUACGAGCUUAUAUAAAACAAAGUUGCUAAUUUGCAUGAUCAAUAGCCUUAUAUCCUCUGAGAUGAUUAUGUUAUCUCUCUAAUCAAUACUGAUCUGUUUAACUAACCUGGUUUUAUAUUUUAUAAGCAAACAUUACAUUUACAAGUUAUUCAGAAAUAUAAUCGUCAUGUGAAAGUCAAUAUAAAAAAGCAUCUUCAAAAAACCAAUAAAUAUACACUCAUUUGCA